This is a messenger RNA of Rubroshorea leprosula, 480 nucleotides long. NCBI's taxonomy places the organism in Eukaryota, Viridiplantae, Streptophyta, Magnoliopsida, Malvales, Dipterocarpaceae. The record is from the annotation of a GenBank genome assembly.
AUUAAAAUUAAUAAAUAAGAAGGAUUUCCUUUCGUGAAUUAUCUCACCAAACCUCAUGAGAUCUUCUUCUUUUGGUUCUUGUAGUUGCAAAGAAUUGGGGGGUACUCCGGAUCUCGAGUCUUCGCUUCGGUUAUCCUGCAAGGCUCCGAGGUUGGUCUUCGGGAUGAACACUUUGAUACCUAAAUCAGCAAUAAUCAGAACUACCAGUUAUGGAACGAGAGUUAGAGCUAGGUUUAAGGGGACGAGCUCGAGUUUGAUCGAGCUCGUCACCCUUCAAUCAAGUCAAGGUAGCGAGAUGCUAGGAGCUGUUCCGGCCGUUCGAGAUUGUGCACCUCGGACAAUUGUGAGGUACAUGAUCUCUAACUACCUGCAUGUCUCUAUCUCAUGACCUCAGUUUGUCCACGUAUCUCUGAUAUCUCAUUACCUCUGUUUACCACCACUACAGUUUCUAUAUGUUUAAAAUAUACAUUAAUUGCACUU